Molecule: messenger RNA, 1900 nt
Organism: Gigantopelta aegis
Lineage: Eukaryota; Metazoa; Mollusca; Gastropoda; Neomphalida; Peltospiridae
Exons: 2
Coding region: 311-1102 (263 amino acids)
Biological process (GO): intracellular signal transduction; positive regulation of transcription by RNA polymerase II
Cellular component (GO): nucleus
Molecular function (GO): transcription cis-regulatory region binding; protein binding
Source: RefSeq, a predicted model, not a curated record
GGAAGUAGUCGGUAAACAGACCACGGUAUGAGACGUCAGGGAUAUCACACGGUGGCUCAAGACGGUAAUAAUAUCCACAUGGCUGGUCAUCAAUAAUGGCCGUCCGUGAUAGCCGCCACUCUGUGAUCUGACAGCGCUCUCAAAUGACUGUCUCAGAUGCAUACUCCUGGAGGUAGAUGGCAUGUCAAGUGGCCAUGAUGCUGUUCUGAUUAACUCAUAUUAGAGAUCGGUAGACUGAGUACAGCCACUUGUCAGGUUUAGUAGACAUGCUUCACUGACCGAAAUAGGACAGGCUAACUUUGCCGUGAAGAUGAACAAUGGCUGGCCGUCGUUUUUACCGAGCACUGCGAGCCUGGAGAGACAGAUGGAGGAUGCCAUCAUCAACAACGAUGUUGACACUAUCCAGGAACUCAUUGACAAUGGCUUCCACAUCAACCGGAGGCUGCACAUCCAUGGUGGCAACACAUCGCUGCACCUAGCAACCAAACAAGGCCACCUCCACAUCAUCGAAGUCCUUCUAUAUCACGGGGCCGACCCCUUAGCCAAGAAUGACUUGAACAUGACGCCGGUGAGCAUCGCAGCCAAACAGACCCAGCCGGCGUGUCUGGAGAUGUUGAUAAGCCACAGCGAGCACCUGCUGGACAUUGGAACCCUGUGGCUGCAGUUCGACGGCUCCAUCAGUCUGUGGAAGGACUCGAAUGACGAGGUGUUCGGGACACUGAUCCGCUGUACCCCGAACCUCGCAGCGAUGAGAAGCAACGUACAGAGCAACAUGUUGUAUUUGCUUCGGAACGGUCGGAUGUACGGGAGUCUGCGACUGUUCAUCGUCGUGGGCAACAGGCUGACUGAGGAGCAGCAGGGUAAACUGGAUCCCGUGAAGGACAAGCCGUUUCUCGACUGGUUGAAGAACUACAGGCGUACCGUCCAGCCGCUCAAACACUACUCCCGUCUGGCAGUGCGGCACGCCUUCCAUGGGCGAUACAAUGUGUUUUAUGGAGCACGUCGACUCCCCGUUCCCAGGAGGAUUCAGGAUUUCAUAUGUGUGAGAGACAUUGGGAAUGAGGAACCUACGUGUAUGCAAGACAGCACAUCAAGUUUGUGAUAGGAAAACAGAAAGGGGUUAUGUCUGAAUGUUACCUCCACGGUCGCUACAAUGUGUUUUAUGGAGCUCAUCAUCGACUCCUGGUUCACAAAAGUUUACAGGAUUUUAUAUGUAUGAGAUAUGUCGGGGAUAAUGAACUUAUGCAAGACAGCAUAUCAAAUAUCAAAUUUGUGAUAAGAAAACAGAAAGAGGUUAUGUCUGAAUGUUACAUACACAGUCAGUCACUACAAUGUGUUUUAUGGAGCCCAUCGUCGCCUAUCUUCCAAAGCCAAGGUAUUAUUCCCUACAGUAUACUGCAUAACGGUACCUUAGCUCGCAAAGAUGAUUGUCUCCAAGUAUCCAAGAGUAUUUUGGAUUUUAUACAUAUGAGAGAUGUUGGGGAUGAAGAACAAGGAACAUGUAUGAGCAGCAUAUCAAAUUUGUGAUAGGAAAACAGAAAUGGGUUAUGUCUGGAUGUUACUGUUUUGUCAGACCUCUAAAUAGUGUGCAAAGAAUCUUUCUUUUGUUUUUCUCUUUUGUUUUUUAUUCACAGAUCACCUGUUUACAAGCAAACAAUCAUUUUGUAGACCUAUUGCUCGAACAUCUCUAGUCCAUAUUUUAAAUUUAGGACAUCAUUGACACAGUGACAAUAUGUUAUAGGUUCUAUGUAAAAUGAAAUGGAUUGCCUGAACUGUGUGGGUUAUAACCCAAAAUGGUUUAUGCACAUUUUAAAAUUUUUUAAGAGGCCUGUUUGUGAUAGAUUUUUGUGAUAAUGAUGUGUUUUCUCAUGAAUGAUAAUUAAACACAUAUCUAAUAUGA